Molecule: messenger RNA, 219 nt
Organism: Babesia bigemina
Lineage: Eukaryota; Apicomplexa; Aconoidasida; Piroplasmida; Babesiidae
Exons: 1
Coding region: 1-219 (72 amino acids)
Source: RefSeq, a predicted model, not a curated record
AUGAUACACCUUUCCGUUGACAACCUGCAGGUCGCAAUAAAGCAUUGCCAAGUUAGCAAUACAGAGACACGCAUGCGCCAAAUUAUGGGGUGCGCCUCGCAGCAUAAACUAGGUACCAUGGGGUUGGUAUCCGGCUCCAGGCCGCGGUUGCCGCACCCCGUCGGUGCCCGGAUUGCUGCCUCCCGAGCGUUGACGGACAGCCGCAGCAAUACGGCUUAA